Neoarthrinium moseri is the source of this 849-nucleotide messenger RNA. RefSeq lists its product as uncharacterized. The transcript has 3 exons. The record is from RefSeq and is a predicted model, not a curated record. Lineage: Eukaryota; Fungi; Ascomycota; Sordariomycetes; Amphisphaeriales; Apiosporaceae. Bases 1 to 849 code for a protein of 282 amino acids.
AUGGCCGACGAAUUCCACGACGACCCCAUCGAGGAGAAGCAGUCUGCCGCCGGUGGCGAUGUGGAGAUGGGCGAUGGCGCCGGGGAAGGGACCAUCGAGGACGGCAACCCGGACGCCACUCAACUGCCCUUUGCCGAGGGUGGUGAUGGCCCCGAAGUCGAGCAGCGAAUCCAGUUCGUCGACUACCUCCAGAGUCCCAUUGUGACCCUCAUAGUCGGCGACGGCGGCGCUUCGACGGUCCUCACAGCCCACCAGGCCCUGCUCACACAAAGCGCCUACUUCGCCGACGCUUGUGCCGCCUUUAGCGACGAUGGCAGUCCCCGCCAGAUAGAGCUUGCCGCCGACAAUAUCGAUGCCGUCGGCUGCUUCCUAGAGUUCCUGUACACCGGAGACUACUUCCCGAGAAAGCUGCCCGGCCAGCGCGUGCUCGAGUCCGACCCCUCCCUGCCCGACGUUGACGAGACGGGCGACCAGCUGCUGAAGCAUGCCCGCGUCUACACCAUGGCCGAGAAGUUCGGCAUGGGCAAGCUGAAGGGCCUGGCCACGAGCAAGAUCCACUGCGUCAACUCCACCGCCAAGGGAGAGAUUGCCUACGCACGCUACGUCUACGCAUACACCGGCAAGGAAGACAAUUCCAUCCGCGCCCCCGUUGCCAACUUCUGGGCGACCCGCAGCCACACCCUUCGGGCCGAGGCCGAGGAGGAGUUCCGGGGGCUGUGCCUGGAAUAUCCUCAGUUCGGUUACGAUGUACUCACACGCGUAUUGGACGAGAAGCUCAAGCGCGAUGGCCAGACCAAACUACAUCCAGGUGCAGGGUCUGGGCGCAAGAGACCACGACACAACGUGUAG